Ananas comosus (pineapple) is the source of this 1271-nucleotide messenger RNA. RefSeq lists its product as uncharacterized. NCBI's taxonomy places the organism in Eukaryota, Viridiplantae, Streptophyta, Magnoliopsida, Poales, Bromeliaceae. The transcript has 3 exons. The coding region runs from base 1 to 1041 and encodes 346 amino acids. The record is from RefSeq and is a predicted model, not a curated record.
AUGAAUAUGAGCAAUUACAAGCUUCAACCCCUCGCCACGUUUCUUCUUGGCGCAGCCACUGCGAUAGCCAUCAUUUUGUUUUUCCUAUCACCACAGCAACCUCCAAUUCCUAACACCAUUAUUAGAGAAGCGAAUGGGGAUAAGAUUAAUAUGGCUCCAAAUGCAUAUGAGGAUGUUAACCAAACAAGUAUGUCACAUAGUACUAACCAGGAAGCAACUUCCCAAGAGUUGUUACAAAUUCUAAGAAGAGCAGCUAUGGAUGAUAAUACGGUCAUAAUGACGGUAAUUAAUGAAGCAUGGUCGGCGCCAGGCUCCCUCCUCGACGCCUUCCUGGAGAGCUUCCGCAUCGGCGAGCACAUUGAGCGUCUCCUGAAACAUUUGAUCUUUGUCGCGAUGGAUCGAAAAGCCUAUGAUAGAUGCAGGUCCUUCCACAAUCUAUGCUUCUUUCUAAAGGUUGAAGGGGUUAACUUUACAAGUGACAAGGUUUACAUGAGCAAAGAUUACCUUAAGAUGAUGUGGAGCAGGAAUAAGCUCCAGGGAAGGAUUCUAGAGAUGGGAUACAACUUCCUUUUUACGGAUGUCGACAUCGUGUGGUUUCGAAAUCCCUUGCGACACAUCUCUGUAGCUGCCCACAUAACGUUCGCGAGCGACGACUUCUACGGAAACCCCGACGAUUUAGCAAACAUCGCGAAUGGCGGAUUCCUCUACGCAAAGUCGACUAAAAACACAAUCGAAUUCUUCAAGAAUUGGUACUCGGCCAGAGAGAGGUACCCUGGUGAGCAUGACCAAUACGUCUUCAACCAGAUCAAGUACGAGUUUUCGUCUCGGUUUCGAGUCACGAUUCGAUUUCUUGAUGCGGUUUAUUGCGAUGGACUUUGUCAUCCUCGAAAGCACUUCGACAAGAUUUGCACGUUCCACGUCACGUGCCGCGCCGGCCUUGCGAGUAAGCUUUGUGAACUGAGAAAUGUUAUUGAGGAGUGGAAGAGGUACAAAGGUGAUCAACCACAUGAAACACCAAACAAUAUUGGACACAAAGCUUAAGAUUAAUGUAUCAACAAAAGGCAUGGGCAUAGAAUAUUUAUGUACUUUUAGGGACUUCCAUGCUUUCGUUGGUGAGGUAUUUCGUAGAUUCUAUUAUAAGGUACGUAGAUAUAUAGUGUAGCUUGGUUAAUUAUACAUGCAUCUGCAUAUAGAUGAGCUCAAUCCUAAAUCAAUUGAUGUAAAACUACUUGAUUUUGUUUAUUUAUGCGCCAUUGUAUUCUUUUUCUUUU